This is a messenger RNA of Drosophila mojavensis, 3207 nucleotides long. RefSeq names its product myotubularin-related protein 9. Gene Ontology annotation, biological process: negative regulation of autophagy. The transcript is spliced from 7 exons. Lineage: Eukaryota; Metazoa; Arthropoda; Insecta; Diptera; Drosophilidae. Bases 432 to 2276 code for a protein of 614 amino acids. The record is from RefSeq and is a predicted model, not a curated record.
CGAUGUGUUCGCGUUGCGUAGUGAAUGGCUGCACACCGUUAUCGCUUGGAAAAUGUACAAAAAUACUAUUUUAGCAUAAAAUAAUAAUUUAGAAUAAAUAUUAAAUGCUAAUGUGUGUGUGUGCCGAGUAUUUACAUUUGCGCAGCAACCGAAUAAUGAAAGCAUAGCCUUCUAUCCUACUGUAACACCCACACUGCUGUUGCUGGCUCAGCAGAGUAAAAAUAAUAAAAGGCGGGUAGCGGAAGAAGAAGCAAUCAAGUGGCAGCAACGAUAACAAAAACAACAGCAGCAGCCAGCAGCCGCUGCGGCAGCUCCGCAGGCAAAAUGCAGAAAGUUAAUUAGCGUGAACAGAAUCACCGCUCCGUGGGUGGUCAGUCGCAAUUUGUGUGUGUGCGCGCGUGUAGGUCAAGAAGGGUGGGCGCCUGGAUGACAUGGAGUUCGCUGAUCUGAUAAAAACACCCAAAUUGGAUGGGGUAUUCCUGCAUACCAAUGCAACAAAUGCAACAGUUGAAGGCACCCUGUGCAUAACGGGUCACCAUUUACUGCUCAGCGCACGCCAGGAGAGCACACAGGAGCUAUGGCUGCUGCACAAGAACAUCGAUUGCGUGGAAAAGAAGCCGAGCAUGGGCCAGAACAUUGUCAUGGGCGGCAUCAUAACACUAAAGUGCAAGGAUUUGAGAAUUAUAUCUCUCGAGAUCAAGUACGCCAAAGACUUCUUCAACGUGGCCGCCUCCUUGGAGGCGCUCAGUGCAAUACAGAACGUGGAGCUGGAGUAUCCAUUCUUCUACAGACCCAUGUACUCAAUACUGGAGGAUGGCUUCACCAUGUUUAGGCCUGAGCUGGAAUUUGCACAUCUUAUCAGCGGCAUGAGCAUGGGCGGAGCCUCGUCACCAAAUGUGGCAAACAUAACAAUUUGCACGCCCUCCACAUCGUCUGUUGGCAUGGGCCAUAGCAGCAUACCCCAUCCGCUGCAAAAUGGAUUCGCAUUGGACGCGGCGACUGCGUUAGUGGGCAGCUGUAGCGGAAGCGGCAACUUUGUGUCGGCCUGCGAGUGGCGAAUCAGCCACGUAAAUAGUGACUUUAGCGUCUGUCCCACAUAUGGCGCCACACUGAUUGUACCUAAAGCAAUUAGCGAUGAACAAAUCGCACUCUCCGCUGCAUUUCGAGAUGGCGGACGUUUCCCAUUGCUCAGCUACAGGCAUGAGAACGGCGCCAUACUGAUGCGCAGCUCACAGCCGUUGUCCAUACAGGGUAUCAAGCGCUGUCGCGCCGACGAGGCGAUACUCAACCUUGUGCUGGGACGCAGUAAAAAGGGCUUCAUUGUCGACACGUGGGGCAAGGGCAAGUCGAACACGGAAACUGAUCUGCACUACUCGCAGUGGAAGAAGGUGAAUCGCGCAAUCGGCAAUGUCACCUCACCCGCCUCCAUUCUGGACAGCUUUGCUAAACUGAUUGAAGCCUGCAACGAUAUUGGAUGCAGUACAGACAAGUGGCUGUCGCGUUUGGAGAACAGUGGCUGGCUAAGCCUGGUGCUCAAUUCGUUGAAUGCUUCGUGUGUGGUGGCCCAGUGCUUGGAUCAGGAGGGCAGUCCAGUGCUGGUGCAUGGCGCCAAGGGUCUGGACUCCACCCUGAUUGUCACGUCGUUGGUGCAAAUCAUCUUGAAUCCAGACUGCCGAACUGUGCGCGGCUUGCAAGCACUGAUUGAACGUGAGUGGAUACAGGCGGGUCAUCCUUUCGCCGCGCGACAUCGCUACUCCUGCUACACUCCACAUCAGUUGAGGAACAAGAACUCGGGCGCCACCUUUGUUCUCUUUCUGGAUUGCAUAUUUCAGCUGUUUACACAGUUUCCGUGCAGCUUUGAGUUCAGCACGCAGCUUCUUAUAUUACUCUUCGAGCACAGUUACUUCUCGCAGUAUGGCACCUUCUUAUGCAACUCGGAGCGCGAGCGACACGAGCUGCAGGUGCACACAAGAACCACCAGCUUGUGGUCGUACCUUAAUCGGCCAGAUGUGCUGCAAACCUUACUUAAUCCCCUGUAUGAGCCGAAUUCCAGCGUGAUUUGGCCCUCUGUGGCGCCCAUUAGUUUGGAACUGUGGAGCGAACUCUAUUUGCGCUGGGUGAUUGAUCAAGGCAAUUUAGCAACUACCAUGACACAAAUACAGGAGCUGAUAACAAGCGAAAAAGAGCUGAGAACCCAGGCAUUCAAGCUGCGCAAACAGGCUGUGGAACUAUGUCAGGAAGUUGCGGCACAAAUACAUGAUCUGGAUAAUGCAUGAGUGGGUUAUCUACCUCACUGCGCAGUUAUCUCUGUGUCUCUCUAACCAUAUUUUAUAUACUAUAUAUAUAUAUAUAUAACAUACAUAUAUACACUUAUUUUUGAUACUUUCUGUAGCCAUUUUGAAUCAAUUGUUUAAGCAACUUUUAUUUUGUAUGAAAGUUCAACACUAAUGACUAAGUCUCGAAAAGUUCCAUUUAAAAACAUUGCUGAAACAAACCCAAGAAUCAAAGAAAAGAAAAAAAAGAUCUGAUUUUCGAUCAAAACAGAGUGUCCGAACAUUUUUUCCUAAAUGUCCAUUGUAAUCUAUUGAAACGACAGUCUCAUCUGUUAAUCUGAAGCGCUCUCUCUCGAUGUAAUUAACAAGCGAUCUCCCUCCUCUGUGUACUUUAACAAAGCUCUCUUGAAACUAACUUGCACAUAAGAUUAUCAAAUGUCUAACAAUUUGAGUCAAUUUUUGACGCAUUUACAUGUAUGGAAUUUUUAGUAAAAUAAGUCUUCAAAUUUACAAUUAUUACUUAACGAUAAACACAAAACUUCGCUAAGCAGCUGAUCAAAUGUAAAAUUGUUCAAUUUAAAAAAUUUGCCUUUUUCGAAAAGUUGGUAUUUUGUAAAUUUUGAUUGAAUCGCGUACAUUUAUUGCUUUUAAAGCGUUCAUAAAAGAAGAGAGUAAUAUAUACAUAAAUAUAUAUUAAUAACGUCAAAAUCUAGCUUAUACUGUCUCUCCCUAUUUUCAUGUGUUAAUAUAAAUGUUUGUAGUUAGUAUGGUAAAAAUAUUGUAUGUUUCUUUCGAAUUGUGAUCGUAUUUGAAAUCAUAGAAAUUCUUAUGUAAUUGAUAUGAAAAUAUUUAUAUAUAUCUAUUGUGCGUAUUUUGAGUGUACUAUGCUAAUUAACAAUUAAGUGCAAUAAAUGCGUAUUAUUUUGCCAACUCA